This is a messenger RNA of Lodderomyces pseudojiufengensis, 1260 nucleotides long. It is a transcript of the gene EHT1, whose product is annotated as medium-chain fatty acid ethyl ester synthase/esterase. Bases 1 to 1260 code for a protein of 419 amino acids. Gene Ontology annotation, molecular function: acetylesterase activity; monoacylglycerol lipase activity. Gene Ontology annotation, biological process: medium-chain fatty acid biosynthetic process; medium-chain fatty acid catabolic process. The record is from RefSeq and is a predicted model, not a curated record. The transcript has a single exon. NCBI's taxonomy places the organism in Eukaryota, Fungi, Ascomycota, Pichiomycetes, Serinales, Debaryomycetaceae.
AUGCUGAUUUUGAAAUGGGGGUUUAGAACCGAUGUGAAGCUUCAUCAAGUACCAGAAGAUAACGCAGUGGAAUUGAAUAGUAAAGAUAAAAUCAGUUUCAAUCAAUUUAUUUCAACUUUAAAAACAAUUGAUUCAUCAAAAAAACUAUGGUUAAAUCCACUAUUAUUCAACGGUUCAUUACAAACAUUACAUUACACAUCAUCCAAUAAUUCUAAAAAAUUUUUAAUUUGGUAUGGUAGAGAAAUUUUCAAAUAUAAAGAUGGUGGAAUUUGUUCAUUAGAUUGGGUCAUUGAAAAACCUGAAUCGAAAGAAGAAUUUAAUAAAAUUUAUGAAGAAACUUUACCUGAAGGAUUUCCAAAAUUACAUCCAAGAACAAGAUAUUUUACAAAAGAAGAACUUGAGACUUUAAAUGAACCUUCCACUAAUAAUGACAAACCAAUUGUUGUUAUUUUGCAUGGAUUAGGAGGUGGUUCUCACGAGGCUAUGAUUCGAAAUUUUGCAGAAGUUAUUCAAAAGAAUACUGAAGGUUGGGAUAUAGUAGUCAUCAAUAACAGAGGCUGUUGCCGUACAAAAGUCACAUCAGAAAAAUUAUUCAAUGCAGCUGCAACAGAUGAUAUCAGAGAAGUAUUGACUAGUUUCAAAUCAAAAUGGCCAAAUAGAAAAAUCUUCACGGCUGGUUUUAGUUUUGGUGCAGCAAUGUUAUCAAAUUUUCUAGGUGAAGAAGGUGAGAACGGAAGUGAGCCAUUAGUCGAUGCUGCUUGUGUCGUUGGUUGUCCAUGGGACCUCAUUGAUAGCGCUUAUCAUAUUGAGAAUUCAUAUACUGGUAAAUAUUUACUUGGACCUGGAUUAACUGGAUUUCUUACAAAAAUCAUUAAAAAUAAUUAUAAGGAGAUUCAUGACCAUAAUCCAGAUUUAGUCAAUGAAGAAGUGAUGAAAAAAUUAAAAACUAUUAAAUCAACAUGGCAAUUUGAUGAUUUAAUUACUUGUAAAACUUCAAAUUUUAAAAAUGCAUUUGAAUAUUAUAGAGAAUCUUCACCACAAAGAAAAAUUUUAAACAUUAAAACACCAACUUUAAUAAUAAAUUCAAAUGAUGAUCCUGCUGUUAGUUGUAGAUUACCAAUUUUAGACUGUAAAACUAAUCCAUAUUUAUGUAUGGUUGAAACUGAUCUAGGUGGACAUUUAGGUUAUGUACAAAGUAAUGGAGAAUUUUGGAGUGUCAAAGUUGCAGAAGAAUUUUUCCAAAGAUUUUCUGAACUAUAA